CUGGCUACGGAAAGAAAAUGCGCUUACGAUUGUUUCGACCGAGAAUCGGUAUCUUUGGGGCAUCCGGCACAGGUGUGGCGUUGAUCGGUGGGCUACCAUUCAUCGGCAAUGAUCAUGAUAAGGUCACAAUCGAUACGAAAACGGUACAGAGCAUGUACGCAGAGGCAGCGGGUGAUAAACAAACCGGCAUGGAGCGGCUCCGGAUGAUGUUCAGCAUUGACGAAUUUGGCCGUGUGUCGACGGAACUCAACUCCAUCUACCAGGCCGGAUUCAUAGGAUUUCUGUUUGGCGCCUGCUAUGGAGGCUUCGUAGACUCUCGCGUAGCGUACAUGAACUUCAUGGAACGGAACCAGGCGACAGCAUUCGAGUCAAGCUUUCAUGCCAAAAAGAAACUGCAGGAUCAGGUGACCGUAAGCUUCGCCAAGGGAGCAUUCAAAUGGGGCUGGCGGUUGGCGUUGUUCACCACGAGCUAUAUAGGCAUCCAAACCUUGAUUUCCGUCUACCGGGGGAAAUCUUCCUUGUACGAAUAUAUGACUGCUGGGAGCGUUACGGGGGCAAUGUACAAAUUUAACAUGGGGCUCCGCGGCAUGGCAUCGGGCGGAUUGGUGGGCAUGGCGCUCGGUGGAGUGGCAGGAGGUGCGUCGCUGCUUAUCAUGCGUGCUACCGGUACCACGAUGGAGGAGGUUCGUUUCUGGCAGUACAAGUGGCAAGCGAACCGCGAUCAAGUAAUACGCGAUUCAUUGAAAACGCAAGAGAGGGCUGAAGAGGAACCGCUGCUCACGCAUCACCACAACAAGUUCGGUAAAGUGAACCUCGAUCUUGAUGCGAUCGAGGCGGAAAAACGUAAAGUACAGCUGGCGGUGGAAAAGGAAUCGUUAAUGGCGAAGCUGGCAGAGGAAGAAAAGGCUGUGUCCGGUGAAAAAUAGCGUGCCAUUUACUGGGCAAAUGAUCCAUAUUUCUUUCUUCCAUUGAGUAACUGCGCGUGCUAGAGAUAUGUUUUACAGAAUUUUAUUUCAAACCGAUUCACAACUGAAGAACCAUCAUACACACUCUGUCUAUCAUCUGCCCGUUGUUGCUGAAAGUUGUUUAUUGCUGGGUGAGGAAAUGAAAAGAAAAAAAGUGAAAAAUACAGCACCUAAUACGCCGUACUGCGCUGCGGCUCAACUAUUAUCUAAUUGUCUUCAUGUCGGGUAAGGAUUUGGAUUUCAUUAGCUUCUUCUUGGCUUGCAGCUGUUCGUGCUUGAGCCGCAGUUGGAGCAGAGCGGUGGCACCGCAGGCAUCAGCUUUGGGGCGGGAAUCAGGAAGGGCAACAGGCAGGCACAGGCGCAAAAGGAAAAGAAGAAAAACUUUCCGUUAAACCGUUGGGAAGUGCAAAACAGCGCGUUAGGUGUUGGGAAUACGAAACCAUUUAAUCAGUGUUGAUAAAGAAAACAAUGACACGGAGGUGUUUUGGUUUUUGAGAAAUGAAUUCAGACGGCCAGAGCCCGCGGUUUUAUUCACAAAACAUAAUUUGAAAAAGAAAAACUAUCUACAUACAACGUAAAGAUGAAUUGGCGAACGAUACAACUAGCUUCUAUCGAACGAACGAAGAACAAACAUAAUAGUAAAUCUAAAAACACAGACGAAACUGCAUGCUAAACUUAAAUUAACGAUGCGGUUCCAGCAUCCGUAUCCGGCGAGGAGUGGUAAAGAACUUGUGGUAGAACUGGGUUUCAGAUAUAAAGAAAAACAAUGUUAAGGAGAAUGAAGAUGGUCUAUGUUCAGAGACCACCAUCGGCCCAUGUAAGUAUGCAUUAUCCUAGAUAAGGCGGUGCUUGCGUGUUUACUAGCAGAACAGUGGCAGGAAGCUUGCAAGUGAAUACAUAAACACAUUACUCCCACAGGUGCACUACAUAAACCUUUGUUUUAUUUCUGCACUUUUGCAAUUAUCACUGGAGCAAAGAUUGUGUGGUUUGAAUCGGAAUUGGGUUGUUUCUUUGUUGUUUGUUUUUCAUUAGGACCAGAAUGAAACAAGAAACUGCUCAUGUUGGGCAAUGCAUCGAUCAGUUCAAAUCAAGUAGUUCAAACCGAGUGCCCAGUUCCCUGUCGGCGGAGGGAACAGGGGUACGUUCUGUUAACUUCUUUAAAACGAACACGUUCAAAGGUUUUAGUAAUUCUAUCACACAUGCGUGUACUUACAACAAUACUCACACAUACACACAUACACAAUCAUUCCCACUUUCUAUUUCUCUCUCACAUAACACAGAAAAAAACUGUUCUAUUCAUUCAUUCUCCUCACACGUACGACGCCAUUUGUUCGAUUGUGUGUUCGUUCGAUCACAAAUAAUGAAGAACAAAACAGCAUGAAAAGGGAAGAAAACAAUAAGGAAAGAUACAAAUAAAAUAAAGAAACAAACUAAAUGAACAAAAUCGUACGAUAUACCAACAAAAAAAUUAUGUAUCAAUAAAUUUCACUUUAUCACAAGCGUGCUUUUCUUGUAUCACAGAAGAAGGAAACUAAGUACGCAACGCAGCAGCAGCCAACGGAACA
This is a messenger RNA of Anopheles bellator, 2530 nucleotides long. It is a transcript of the gene 140up, whose product is annotated as RPII140-upstream gene protein. The record is from RefSeq and is a predicted model, not a curated record. The transcript is spliced from 3 exons. NCBI's taxonomy places the organism in Eukaryota, Metazoa, Arthropoda, Insecta, Diptera, Culicidae. Gene Ontology annotation, cellular component: mitochondrion. Bases 18 to 926 code for a protein of 302 amino acids.